Messenger RNA from Penicillium daleae, 279 nucleotides. RefSeq names its product NADH dehydrogenase [ubiquinone] 1 beta subcomplex subunit 7. The record is from RefSeq and is a predicted model, not a curated record. Bases 1 to 279 code for a protein of 92 amino acids. The transcript has 3 exons. NCBI's taxonomy places the organism in Eukaryota, Fungi, Ascomycota, Eurotiomycetes, Eurotiales, Aspergillaceae. Gene Ontology annotation, cellular component: mitochondrion.
AUGACUGUCGUCGAGUCGGUCAAGAACGCCGUGGGUCUUGGGGAGACCUCGGCUACCCGCAAGGAAAUGUCGGAGGCCCGUCUCCCUAUGCAAUAUCGCGACUCCUGCGCACACCUCCUCAUCCCGCUGAACCGCUGCCGGCAAGCCGAAUACUACCUUCCCUGGAAGUGCGAGGACGAGCGACACUCGUACGAGAAGUGCCAAUACGAGGAGUUCAAGAAGCGUGUGGCUAAGAUGGACGAGCUCCGCGCCUCCAAGGACGGCGCUCGCAGCAACUAA